Messenger RNA from Aspergillus ibericus CBS 121593, 1272 nucleotides. Its product is annotated as Yip1 domain protein. Gene Ontology annotation, cellular component: trans-Golgi network; membrane. The transcript has 4 exons. The coding region runs from base 213 to 1112 and encodes 299 amino acids. The record is from RefSeq and is a predicted model, not a curated record. Gene Ontology annotation, biological process: endoplasmic reticulum to Golgi vesicle-mediated transport. Lineage: Eukaryota; Fungi; Ascomycota; Eurotiomycetes; Eurotiales; Aspergillaceae.
CCUCUCCCACGCGGCCUGCUCCUCCAGCUUCUCCAACUCAUAACUCACCUCGUGAUUCUUUCCGUUUCCAUCCUCUGGGUACAGCCGGCCUGUCCAGUAACCUUCUGCAUCUCUCGGAGCGGGCAAUGCCCUUGUGGUGGUAGUUGAUUUACUCCGCGACCAACCCGUACCUGAACUCAACCAGACCAGUUGACCACAACUCUCUGCCAGUCAUGGCCAGCGCACACGCACACUAUUCCCACGGGGACAUCCGGGACGAUGAAUCAAUUCUGGACGACGAUGUGAUUGAAGCCGAUGACGCCAUCGAUGCCGAUGACCCUCUCAACGAUACCUCUGAUACAGCCCCCCUGCGAGGGAACAUUCAGCCCGAAGCGUCGAGUUCCCGUGGCGCCAAUAUUACCGGUAAUUACCUGACCUCAUCGAUUCCCGGCGAAGACCGGCGCGCGACCCAGAGCACCAUCGAUGAAACGGUGUGGGAGACGCUUUCGCGCGACUUGCGGGCGGUCUGGGAGAAGAUGCGGCAGGUCUUAUGGCCCAAGUACUUGAUCGGUGGGAUGCUGCAGCGGGGAGGAGGCGGCAUUGGAGCGGCGGAGCGGGGAGAGGCCACAGGUUUCGGGGGUGGUUUGAGGAACAUGGUAGGACGCUGGCCGGAUGCCGAUGUUGUGCUACAGGGUGGUAUGAGUGAGGGUCUACGUGACUGGGAUCUUUGGGGCCCGCUGAUUUUCUGUCUCCUCCUGAGUAUGUUCCUGUCAAUGCGCGCCAAGGGCGACCAGGCGUCGCUGGUUUUCUCGGGUGUCUUCACGAUCGUGUGGAUUGGCGAAGCGGUGGUGACGCUGCAGAUCAAGCUGCUUGGCGGAAAUAUCUCCUUCUUCCAGUCUGUUUGUAUUAUCGGGUAUACCCUGUUCCCUCUGGUCAUCGCGUCGGUUCUGAGUGCCUUUGGACUCCCGACCAUUGCGCGGAUACCGGUGUAUCUCGUGCUGAUUGCGUGGUCGAUGGCGGCGGGGGUGAGUAUUCUGGGGGGCUCGGGCGUGCUGCGGAACCGGGUGGGCAUUGCAGUGUAUCCACUGUUUGUGUUUUAUGUCGCGAUCGGGUGUCUCUGCUUCAUCAGUUAGGAACGGACCGGGACAUAUCGGAGGGUGUGGUGGAAGGCAAGACUCGAGGGGUGGCGGGGAUGUUGGUGUUGGCGUGGCUUUCGUGUCGUAUUGACUCCGAAUGAUUUUCCUUCUGUGUUUGUAUGUUGUGCGAUAGAGAACUGGCCCUGCUAUGCUAUCC